GAGAAGUGGGCAGCGUUUAACAGGUGCCGGCUCCCGUCUCGAGUCGAAGGUGCUGCGCUGCGAGAAGUCUGGGACCUCGCCGAGGACGCAGACGACGCGAAAGGGCAGCCGCAAAAGGGCAGCACAACGCAAGGGACGUCGACGACGCGUUAGGUGCCGGCUCUCAGCUGCCCGCGAGCCGGCCGCAGAGCUCCAACAAAGAUGGGCCCGCUCACGCCGCGCAACCCGCGCCUCCGCACGAAGUACCCGUACAACGACAUGGUCUGGAAGAAGCUCGACCCGGACACGAAGGGCUUCGCGGAGAUCAAGCAGGUCAUAAAAUAUGCGGACGACGUCGAGAUGUGCUGCCCGGGGUUAGUAGAUAGGUUCCAAGAGGUCGCGAAGAACGGCAAGCUCACGAAGGACGCCUUCGAUAAUUAUGGGAAGCCGACGGACCGCGCGAAGCAUCGCGCCAAGCGGGCGAAGCGGCACGACCUCGGGGAGCUGCGGCAGCUCUUCGACACGAUCGUGAAGGCCGGCGAGAAGGAUAUUAAAUUGGCGGACCUCGUGCGGCACAAGCGCGAGGUGAACCGGAUCUGUCCGGAGUUGAUUACGGAGUUUAGUGACAUCGACCAGGACAAUAGUUGCAGCGUGAGCUGGGAUGAAUUAAGGGUCUUCGCCGGCGGCACGGACGACUGGCUCAAGUUCCAGUUGCAGAACAUCAUCGGGCUCGACGGGCUGAAGGACCAGAUCCACCAGUUCCACCAGUCUAUUAGUCUGGACAAGAAGAGGCAAGCUGCAGGCUUCGACGUGAAAGACGCGGGCGGCAAGUACCACAUGAUCUUCCAGGGGAACCCCGGGACGGGGAAAACGACCAUGGGGCGCGUCGUGGCGGCGUUGCUCAAGCGCAUAGGCAUCACGCAGAGCGAUCUGUUGGUGGAAGUGCAGCGGGAUCAAUUGGUAGCGGGAUACGUCGGCCAAACGGCCCCGAAGACGCAGGAGAAGAUCGACGAGGCCUGUGCUGGGGUGCUUUUUGUGGAUGAGGCGUACCGGCUGUCGCAUGCUGUGUGGAAAUCAAAUUGUCGCGGCGCGUCUCCGCCACUGCUGAAUCAUGACCUUACGCCAUCGACGCGACGCCACCUCAAUGGCGUGGCGGUGUGGGUCUUACACGACUCGAUUCAGUCAUCAGGACAGCGUCGUCGCCGAGAAAUGACUUAGUGAAGAAUUAUGUGCACCCGACUCACUGGUUGAUUUACCCACAGGUCGCAAGGUAGUAAAUCGGGCAGCGACUACGGCAAGGAAGCUAUUGAAACGCUCAUGGGCGCGAUGACCGAGCCGCCGGGCAAGGCGCCCGUCAUGGUCUUCGCGGGCUAUCCGAAUGAUAUGGCUUCGUUCAUGCAGGCGACUAUGUGGAAAUCAAAUUUCGGGCGCCCCGCGCCAUCGACGCAACGUGCUUUCCGUAGCUGCGUCUGCGCAAUGGCGUGGCGAUUCCGCGCCAUCGACGCGACAUUGUCCCCGUGGCCACGUCGGCUCGAUGGCGUGGAGGCGCACAAAGGUCCACGCAAUAUUUCUCAGAUAACCUAACUCACUGGUUGAUUUCCACACAGGCAGGCGAAUUCCGGGCUGUAUCGACGCAUCGCGUACACGUUCGACUUCGAGGACUACACGCCGUUAGAUCUGGCGAAGAUCCUGGGGAAGAUGGCCCAGGGGAAGGGCUUCGGGCUGUCUGCCGACUUGACGUCAAACAAUUUCGAGGUUUUGAGUAGGAUGAUCGAGGAGGGCACGCUGCCCGAGGCGCGGGCCCUUAUGAACGGCGGCAUCUGCGAGCGCAUCUUCACCUUCGCGAAACAAUCAUUGGAUGGGCGGUGCCAGGCUUCCGGACAAGUAAGCGUGGAGAUAACGGCGGAGGACAUCACGAUGGCAAUGACACGCAUCCCGCCGCCGCCGCGGCGCGACGACGGCGGCGACGACGACGACGGCGGCGGCGGUGGUGGUGGCGGCGGCGGCGACGAGCGGCUGCGCCUCGAGCUGACGAACGUGAAGCAGCAGCUGAUCCUCGUCAAACAGCAGCUGCGGACGGCGCGGGCCGACAGCAGCCGGUUGCGUGGCGAGCUGGACCGGACCAAGGCCCUCCUGGCCAGCCGUCCGGCCGCCCCGCCGCCCGCGGCCAGGGGCCCACAGGCUCCGCAGGCCCCGCAGGCCCCGCCCGCGAACCAGGCCCCUCCGGCGGGCGCGGGUCAUGCCGCGGCGCGGGCGGGCGUGCCGGCCGGGGGCACGUGGCAAGUGCUCCUAGAGAGCGGCUGGGCGACGAUCGACGCCGCCGGGCAGCACAUCAUGAACGGCGCCGUCGCGGCCGGGCAGACGAGCAUACGGGACAAGAUCGCCGGCCGCGAGUAUUUUAUCGACUUCGUCGCGAAGAAGCAGACGAACUGCCGGACCGGCAAGGCGCGGGACAUCCGGUGCGCGCCCGCCGGCUCGGCGGUGCCGGCCUCCAAGCCGUCGGAAGCCGGCGGGAUUUGGCAGGUGCUCUUGAACGACGGCUGGAAGGUCAUGGACGCGCCGACGUCCGCCACGCUGAGCCAGGCGGCGAAGGCGGGGCAGACUACCGUCCAGCUCCGCCAGCGGGGCUACGACUACACCGUCGAUCUCGCGGCCCUCACGCAGACGAAUCUGGCGACAAAAGCGGUACGGCAGAUCAAGUUUGUCUAA
Molecule: messenger RNA, 2688 nt
Organism: Pelagomonas calceolata
Lineage: Eukaryota; Pelagophyceae; Pelagomonadales; Pelagomonadaceae
Source: the annotation of a GenBank genome assembly